This is a messenger RNA of Lucilia cuprina (Australian sheep blowfly), 2194 nucleotides long. RefSeq lists its product as uncharacterized. The coding region runs from base 53 to 1696 and encodes 547 amino acids. The transcript is spliced from 4 exons. Lineage: Eukaryota; Metazoa; Arthropoda; Insecta; Diptera; Calliphoridae. The record is from RefSeq and is a predicted model, not a curated record.
GAGUUUGUUUUUUUAUUUUCAACAUAAUGCUUUAAAUUGUAUUAAAAUAGCAAUGUUCCAACCAGAAACUGAAGAUAUGUUGCCUAGAAUGGCGCCGAAACCUAGUGCCGCUGUGCCAAAUGGUGAGGGUAUAAUACGACCACAAGUGCCUGAAGUUUCGAUAUUAUUUGGGCAACAGGAAUCGAAUGUAUUACCACAACAAAAUGUAAACGGUGAUAUACAUCAGCAACAGUUUAAAAAUAAUAAUCCACAGCCAAGCUAUGCGGCUUGGAAGAAACAAAUGUUGCCGAAAGUUAAUUAUACACCACCCGUUGGAAAUAUGGCGGAGGUACAAUUGUCCGAUAGAGGCAAUAAUAACAUGAUGUCGGAUUAUAAUACUCCUAGAGCAAAUUUGUAUCCAUUAAGAACAGCUACUGUACCAGUGACUAAUAUGGGACCAAAUGUAGCAGCAAAUGAUUUUGUGCAAACAAAUUCUCUAACAUAUCGCCGCAGUUUGGAAAAUUGUAACAAUAAUAUAAUGUACCAACAACAAAUGCCACAUUUGCCCCAAACUAUGUCAUCGCAAUCGCCUUUGCAGUCAACAAAACCCUUGUCAAAUCCUAUAAACCAUUUACCAUCUAGAGAUGUUUUAACUAUUUGUGCUGGAACACAAACAGAUGCCAGUUUAGAUUCACCCAAUAACUAUAAGCAUAAUCUGCAAUUUGGGUCCUUAUCAAAUUUAGCCUCCAAACAAGAUGUUGAUGAAAUACGUUUAAUAUUAGAGGGUAUACAGCAGGAACAGCAACGAAUGCUUAAAAUGUUGGAAACACUGUUGUUUAAACCUGUGACACAAUUUUCCACGAAGCCUCAGUCAAGAGAUAUGGGAGUGCAGGCAGAUUGUUUGGAAAAUGAUAACAUACCCUUUACAAAUGGUGAUGCUAAUGAAGCUGAAUUUGAUAUUCCACAACAAGCGUUAGUAAAAAAUAAAUUCCUACAACAUUUAAAGCCCACCAGUAAUAUUAUGCAAACACCUAAGGGAAAACCUAUGGCUCAGUCAACCACCUAUCGACCAAAUUCACCACAAACUCUACGCUUCCAAACAGAACAACAGCAGGAAGUGGCCUCGGCCCCUACUUAUCAACAAGUCAACAGCAAACCUCCUCCCAGUCUACAUAAAUCAGCCUCGGACACUAGUCUGGCUAUGAAUGAAUUGGCUUUAAAAUAUUUACCCAAUGAAAAGUUGGCAGAAUUAUUAAACGAACUAAAUAUGGAAUGCCCAGCAGGCGGUGUCAAUAUUAAUCCCCUGCCCAGCACACCAGUACGUUGCAGUGGGAAUAAAUUUGAAAAGGGACCUUCGGAUAUAUCUAAUGCUUCCUAUAAAUACCUCAAAAAGUAUAGGCUAUUGCCUGAAGAUCAUGUGGAAGAUGAAGAAGAAGAGGUUAAUGCCAAUCAGCAGGGCGGAAUGGAGGGGGAAAUAUUGUUAAAUGUCAAUGGGAAUCAAGCGUAUAAUUCACCACAACAUCAGUAUAAUAAUAUACGCAAUACACCACUUAAUCAAAGACAAGCACCAACAAACAAAUGUUCACCAUACGCUGGGCGUUUGCCAUUAUCACCUUUAGCCAGAGGAACUGCAACGCCGCCUCUGUCAUCAGCUGCCAUACAAGCCCAAAAUUUAGUGAAUUUAGACAAUAUAAAACAGCAACCAAAAUUUUUAUAAAUAGCCUUAAAUAGUUUACACGCGUUUUAAUGCAAGUGGUAAUGAAAGUGUGUGCCUUUGUGUGUGUGUAAAUCUAAAAGUUGAAUUUUACUAACUUACCACAGCUAUUUGUUUACUUUUUCUUCAACUUGACAAACAGCUGUUCGAUUGAGGGCAAGCAACAACAACUAGCUGAUAAAAUAUAAACAAAAAUAAGAAGAAAAAUUUUGGCGCGUUUGCAACGACGUUGACAGAGGCGUUGGAAACGUCAACUAAACGUAAACGUCAUCGUCGUGCGUAGUGACUGAACUUUUGGAGGGAAAAACUCUUGUCAGUUGAAAUUUGAGCGGGAUAACUCACAGACGUGUGCUAAGCAAGAAAGCAAACAGACCAACCAGUCAGAAGUCAGUCAGUCAUUUGGUGAUUAUUACUUAUCAUACACAUGCAUAAAGAAAGAAAAAAAGAAAGAAGUGUUUUAAUAAAUUGGAAAUAAUUAGAAAUUACCUUAACAAAGAAAAA